This is a messenger RNA of Microthlaspi erraticum, 1359 nucleotides long. The record is from the annotation of a GenBank genome assembly. Lineage: Eukaryota; Viridiplantae; Streptophyta; Magnoliopsida; Brassicales; Brassicaceae.
AUGGUGGACCAACCGCCUAACGCCUCCGUUGACGACGGAGGAGAAAGCAUUUUCAAAAUCCGCAUUGAGAUGAUGCAUAAAAAGCUGAGAGAGCCACCGAGGUUGCUCAGCUCGGCCGCCGGAAAACCAACUUGCUCGAUCUUCCGAGUACCUCAGAGCAUGAUCGACUGCAACGGCAGAUGCUACGAGCCGCGAGUGGUCUCCAUAGGACCGUACCACCGAGGCCUAACGCACCUCCGAAUGUUCGAAGAACACAAAUGGCAUUACCUAAACGCUCUUCUCACUCGAACCCACCAAACCAAAAACCUAACCCUAGAGGACUACAUGAAGAGCGUGAAGAUCCUUGAGGAAGAAGCAAGAGAGUGUUACUCCGAGUCAAUCGACAUGGACUCGGACGAGUUCAACGAGAUGAUGGUGCUCGACGGCUGUUUCCUUCUUGAGCUGUUUCGUAAAGUCAGCAGACUUGUUCCUUUCGAACCGGAAGAUCCACUCGUGACCAUGGCUUGGGUCCUUCCUUUCUUCUACAGAGACUUUCUCCGUCUUGAGAAUCAGAUCCCUUUCUUCGUUCUUGAAGCUUUGUUCGAUCUCACAAGAGGAGAUACCGAAAAAGAGACCAACGCUUCUCUACCGUCUCUGGCUUUUGUGUUCUUCAACAACACCAUGCACAGAAGAAGCCAAGAUCUUGCAAGAUUUAAAGAUUUACGAGCCAAACACCUCCUAGACCUCGUCCGUUCAAGCCUCAUCCCUGCGAGUGAUCUUCACGCUCCGCCAGUAACGAACCCGGGGAAGAAGAAGACUCCGUCGAACAUCAUCCACAGCAUCUCGAAGCUCCGGCGAUCCGGGAUCAAGAUCCGAGAGCUAAAAGACGCUGAGAGCUUCCUUGUCGUGAGAUUCAGACACGGAGCGAUCGAGAUGCCGAUGAUCACCGUCGACGACUUCAUGUGCGGUCUCUUGCAGAACUGCGUGGCGUACGAGCAGUGCCACGCGUCGUGCUCAAAGCAUUUCACGACGUACGCGACGCUGCUGGACUGUCUGAUGAACACUUACAAGGACGUCGAGUAUCUGUGCGACCACGACAUCAUAGAGAACUAUUUGGGAACAGAAGCAGAAGUCGCUGGGUUCGUCAACAGUCUAGGCAAAGACGUUGCGUUCGACGUAGCGCAGUGUUAUCUCAACGACUUGUUUAAAGAAGUGAAUGAGUAUUACAAGAGUAGUUGGCACGAGGAUUGGGCUACUUUCAAGUACACUUAUUUUAGUUCUCCUUGGUCUUUUAUCUCUGCUCUUGCUGCUUUUAUUCUUUUGGUCUUGUCUAUUAUCCAGACUGUUUACACUGUUCUCCAGGCUUAUGAUCACAAGUAA